AUGCGCCGCUUUUUGGCACUACUAUUACUACUCUCCAUUGUAGAGGCCAGCAGAAGAAGUCGGUUGUUUCAGAAACUUCACAAGGCAUCCAACUAUGAUGCGGCACCAUCAAAUGUGGAGACCGUCUGGUAUAGAAACAUGAGAUUGGACCAUUUCACAUGGGGAGACACUAGAACUUUUGAUAUGAGAGUAAUGUGGAACAACACUUUCUACAAACCGGGCGGUCCAAUCUUCUUCUACACUGGAAACGAGGGAGGUCUCGAAUCAUUCGUCACUGCUACUGGUAUCAUGUUCGACUUGGCUCCAAUGUACAAUGCAUCCAUCAUCUUCGCCGAGCACAGAUUCUACGGACAGACUCAACCAUUUGGAAAUAAUUCUUAUGCUACUCUGGCUAAUGUCGGAUACUUGACCAGUGAACAAGCAUUGGCUGACUAUGCCGAGUUGUUGACUGAGCUGAAAAGACAACCGAAUCAAUUCAAUUUGACAUUCCAGAAGGAUACUCAGAUCAUUUCAUUCGGUGGAAGUUACGGAGGAAUGUUGUCGGCAUGGUUCAGACAGAAGUAUCCACAUAUUGUCAAGGGAGCAUGGGCUGGCUCCGCCCCUUUGAUCUACAUGCAUGACGGAGGUGUUGAUCCAGGAGCAUUUGAUAAUAUCACAUCAAGAACUUAUGUGGAUAACGGAUGUAAUCGAUUUAUUUUGGCGAAUGUUUGGAAUGCAGUUCUCAAUCUUUCGAAUACUGACGCCGGAAGACAGUGGCUUAACAACAACGCAGUUUUCACCCUCGACCCAAGAACUCCAAUCAGAAAUCAGACAGACGGAUGGAAUUUGAAUGCUUACUUGAGAGAAGCCAUCGAAUACAUGGCUAUGGUUGAUUAUCCAUACCCAACCGGGUUCCUGGAGCCACUUCCAGCAUGGCCGGUUGCCAUGGCAUGUGGAUAUAUGAAUGCCACUGGAACCACUUUCAGUGAUCAGCAAUUGGUGACAAUGGUGGCUAAUGCUGCUAAUAUUUAUUAUAAUUAUAACAAAGACCCCAAUUUCAAAUACUGUAUUGACUACUCUGUGUGCGGAGAUCAAGGAACCGGAGGACUCGGAGGCGAUCAACUCGGAUGGCCAUGGCAAGAGUGCUCAGAGAUCAUCAUGGCAAUGUGUGCACGUGGAGGAUCAAAUGAUGUGUUCUGGAGUGAAUGUGGAGCCAAUAUUUAUGAUAUUUUGAAACAAGAAUGUGUGAGCAUUUUUGGAAGCAUGGGAUGGACCCCAUCGAACUGGAAUAUCGACGCUGUGAAGACACUCUAUGGUUAUGAUCUCUCAGGAUCGAGCAACUUGAUCUUGACCCAGGGACAUCUUGACCCCUGGUCCGGCGGUGGUUACAAAGUCGACCAAAACAAUGCUGCCCGUGGAAUCUAUGUUCUUGAAAUUCCCGGAUCUGCUCAUCAUUUGGAUCUUCGUCAGCCAAAUACUUGUGACCCGAAUACUGUCACUAAUGCUAGAUUCCAGAUCAUCCAAAUCCUGAACUGUUGGGUGAACCCCAACUGCAACGAUGUGCCAACAAUAACCCCACUCCCAACCAUCUCCAUCCCAGUCACCGAAUGCAAAGACGUCGUCGGAGGGUACCCAUGGGGACAGACUCUCAAACAAGGAGCAUUCUCAAACUCAUUGAUUGUUUCUGUUCUCGCUAUGGUUUAUGCAUUGUUCUAG
Messenger RNA from Caenorhabditis remanei, 1695 nucleotides. RefSeq lists its product as uncharacterized. Lineage: Eukaryota; Metazoa; Nematoda; Chromadorea; Rhabditida; Rhabditidae. Bases 1 to 1695 code for a protein of 564 amino acids. The transcript is spliced from 9 exons. The record is from RefSeq and is a predicted model, not a curated record. Gene Ontology annotation, biological process: proteolysis. Gene Ontology annotation, molecular function: dipeptidyl-peptidase activity; serine-type exopeptidase activity.